GUGCAGAGUUUGUCCGUCACAACUUCAACCUGCUCCUUGAGACUCUUGGGGAAAAAAAGUCUUUGCAAACUAAGAAGGGUGGCGACUUCACACCCAACUAUGAGGCCCAGUGUCCUGCUCAUGUUCCUUUGGGGGUUAGCCUGUGCUUUCCCUGUAGCCAGGUAUCAAAAUGAUGACUCUGAACAUUCUAAAGAGUGGAAGGGUCAUUUGGCUCAGGCAUCCACACCAGCCUUGGAGAGCAGUGAGUCAUCAGAAGGAAGUCCAAUUAGCUCAGAGGAACAGGCCGACGCAGACCCCGGCGACAGCCCGGAGUCCCAGGAGGGCCCCGACGCCCGUCACCAUGUCCAGGGACCGGCCGGCGGCCCCUCCCGGGGCGCGGGGGGACGCGGAGGAGCCGAGAAAGACGAGGACAAUGACGAAGAUGACAGUGGAGAUGACACCCUUGGGGACGACGGCCGUGGCCCCGGGCCCGAAGAGGGACAGGACGGGGGGCACUCCAGACGGGGGGGCGACGAGGACUCGGCCGCCGACACCACCAGCGAGGGGGACGAGAGUGCCCGAGAUGCCACCAGCAACAGCAGUGACAGCGAGGAGCCCUGGCUGGGCGGCGGCAGCCACGGGGAAGGCUCGGAGUCCGAGGACACGGGCAUGCAGAGCGACGACCCCCAGGGCAGCAGGAGCGACAGGGGCGGCUCCAGAGCGAACAGCCCCGGUGUCACCUCCACGGGGUCCAGAAGGCACGGCGAGCGCCCCAGAAAGUCCCACCUGUCGGAGGAAGAAGAUGACACAGGGGAGCCCGACGGGGGCCACACGGUGGAGGUAGCCCAGAGUGACUCCACGGAGAACAGGGACUCCAAGGAAGUGGCCCGGUCCCGGGAGGCCAGGGAGGACAGCCAGUCCCAGGAGGCCAGGGAGGACAGCCAGUCCCGGGAGGACAGCCACCACACGCCAGAGCCCAGCAGCGAGUCCAGCCCAGAGGCCGACGACAGCAGCAGCAGCAGCGAGUCCCAGGAGGAGGCAGCCACCGAGUCCAGGGGGGACAACCCAGAUGACACCGAAAGCCACGCAGAGGACCGGGGUGACAGCGACUCCAGCGAGUCCAGCGAGGAGGGUGGCGCCACCGUCCCCUCCAGCUCGGAGAGCGAGUCCAGCGAGAGCCUGGCCUCGGCCUCCUCCUCCUCCUCCUCCUCCUCCUCCGAGAGCCCAGAGUCCCCCCCGGGGGACGAGGACAGCUCCAGCCGGGACAGCGACUCCAGGGACAGCAGCAGCCCGUCCGGGGAAGACGGGGACUCCACCGCCGAGAGCCGCUCGAGCAGCGAGGAAGACGGCCGGCCCAGAACCGUCGAGAUAGAAAGCAGAAAGCUGACGGUGGACGCCUACCACAACAAGCCCAUCGGGGACCAAGACGACAACAACUGCCAGGACGGCUACUAG
This is a messenger RNA of Microcebus murinus (gray mouse lemur), 1434 nucleotides long. The record is from RefSeq and is a predicted model, not a curated record. NCBI's taxonomy places the organism in Eukaryota, Metazoa, Chordata, Mammalia, Primates, Cheirogaleidae.